AUGUCUACAGAUAAAAUUGCUUUGGUUACUGGUUAUACAGGAGAAUCAGGAAAAGCACUUGUGAAAGAAUUAAUUACUAAUAAUCAAUUUAAAAAAAUUAUUCUUGUUGGUCGUCGAAAAGUUGAUUAUACAGAAAAUGAAUACAAAGAGAAAACGGAACAACGUGAAAUAGAUUUUGAUCAAAUCGACAAUUAUACUGAAGCAUUUCGUGGUGCUGAUGUACACUUCUGUUGUCUUGGUACGACAAGAGGCAAAUCUGGUGCUGAAGGUUUUCGUCGAGUUGAUUUCGAUUAUAUUGUUGGUGCAGCUCGUCUCGCUAAACAAGAAGGAUGUAAACAUUUUCAUCUCGUAUCUAGUCAAGGUGCAAAUGAAAAUUCAUAUUUUCUCUAUCCUCAAGUGAAAGGUCAAGCAGAAGCAGCUUUAACUAAAAUGUCCUUUCCACGUUUAUCAAUCUAUCGACCAGCAAUGUUAAUGGUCGAUCGUGUUGAACAUCGUUUAAUGGAACGUAUAGCACAAAGUAUUAUUGGUCAUACAGUUCAACGUAUUGCACCAGAAUGGAUUACAACACCGGUUCAAAUUCUUGCUCGAGCAAUGUGUUUUAAUUCAUUUACUAAAGAUCGACCAAGUGUUGAAGUUAUUGAUAAUCACGCUAUAUUUCGUCUUGCUGAACAACAACCAAAUCCAUCAACAGAACAAACAAAAGCAACGAACGAACUUUAA
Adineta steineri is the source of this 720-nucleotide messenger RNA. The record is from the annotation of a GenBank genome assembly. NCBI's taxonomy places the organism in Eukaryota, Metazoa, Rotifera, Eurotatoria, Adinetida, Adinetidae.